AAUUCAUUCGUUCGCCUGCCGCUGACGCAGUUGGUUCAAAGCUAAUAUUUUAACUUCCGAUUACAUUAAUUGAGUUUGCGCUGUGUUGAUUUUGUUGUUGUGGAAAUGAAUUCACGUCGACGCUGGCGCGAGGAAUCUCCGGAGGAUGCCGAGCCCGUGGAAAUGGGCGGCCGUCCAAGCAAAAUGCCGCGUCGCAACGACCACAAAGAGGUUAUGGGCACCAUUGAGAACCUCAUGGUCAAGCUGAGCGACAACAGCGCCACGGUGCAGGGACGCAUUGAGGAUCUGAGCUACUAUGUCGCGGAUACGCUGCACAUCUACAAGUGGGACAUACUGCGCAUUCUGGUCGAAUGCGUCGCCUCGCAUCCGAUGCAGACCGGCGCCUACGCGACCUUUGUGGGCCUGGUCAAUGUGCGGGACUACGAGUUUGGGGGCGAGUGCCUCAAUUGCUUGGUGCAGCAGCUGCUGAAGUCCCUGCUCGAGGGCGAGUGGGCCAAGGCGCGCAGCCUGGUGCUGCUGCUCGCCGAUCUGGUCAAUACGAAUGUGCUGACAGUUGGCUCGAUGCUGCAGCUGCUCAACGCGCUGACCGAUGUCUGCGAGGAGGAGGCGUCGCCGCAGAGGCGUCGCGACUUUUAUGCCCAUCUGGUGCUCGGCACCUUGCCGCUCAUCGGACGCGAGCUCUACGAGAAGAAGGAGGUGGCGCUUCAGGCGCUGAUCAAGCGCUUGCAGCUCUACAUGAAGAAGGAGCGCAGCUGCACGGACGGUGUGCGUCUACUGCGCAUCUGGAGCAACGGGGAUGUGCCGCAGCACGAUUACCUGGAGCUGCUCUGGCAGCAGAUUACGCGCCUGCUGCGCGACAACUGGAUCGAGCAGGAGCUCCUGCGCCCCUAUGCGCCCUUCGAUGAGACGCUGAGCACCGCGCUGCAGCAUCAUCUGCCCGCACUGGAGCCGCCACGCUAUGAGCCCGACACGGUGACCUAUCCGCGCCCCUGGCUUGUCUUUCGCCUGUUCGAGGUGAGCGACUUUCCGCCUGAGAUGCGCAUGCCCGACGAGCUGGACAUUGGACGGCAUGCCAUCGAAUCGCAUAUACUGGAGACGCUGCAGCUGUACCAUUUGGAGCGCAAGAUCUGCGCCGAGCGGCUGCUGGCCUAUUGCGUUGCCAGGCCAGCGCUGGCCAUGGAGCACUGCAUUGUCGAGGUGCUGCUGGGCCAAAUGCUUCAGCUGCCCAGCUCGCCGCUGCUGACCAUCAACUAUGGCGCCUUGCUCAUCGAGCUCUGCAAGCUGGUGCCCGACAAAUUCCCGCGUGUCGUCGCCCAGGCGGCCGAUAUGCUCUACACGCAAUUGGAAUACAUGAACGCGUCCAGCUUUGAUCGCUUCGUCAAUUGGUUCUCGCAUCAUCUGAGCAACUUUCGGUAUCAAUGGAACUGGCAGGAUUGGGAGAGCUGCACCACCGUGCCGGAACUGCAUCCCAGCGCCAUGUUUGUGCGAGAGCUGCUUAAGAAGUGCAUGCGCCUCAGCUACUAUCAGCACGUUGUCCAGAUGAUGCCGAUCUCCUUUGCGGCCCUGCUGCCCGUUUCGCCGGAUCCGAAUUUUAAGUACAUUAACGAGCUGCUGCCCGGUGCCAAGCUGGCCAAGCACCUGCUGGAGGCUAUACGCAGUAAGUGCGCGCCGGAGCUGCUCGGCGGUCUGGUGGAGUCGACCACAGAAUUGGAGGACGCACUCAAGAUCAAUGUGCUGAUGCAGACGUUCCUGCAUUUGGGCUGCAAGUCCUUUACACACAUAUUUUCCAUCUUCAGCAAGUUUCAGCCCGUGUUGAAGAUGUUGGCCUGCAAUGAUGCCAACCAAAUGUCUAUGCUGAGCGCCCUCUUCGAACUGUGGGCCAGCAACGAGCAGGUCAAGUUGGUCGUGGCUGACAAAUUGAUGAAAAUGCAAAUUGUGGGCGCUCACGUAAUUGUGGCCUGGGUCUUUGAUCCCGCACUCAAGCAGGAGCUGGUCAAAAUGUACAUGUGGGAACUGCUCAACCUGACCGUUAAGUACACCAAGUUCCAUCGACGGGACAGCGAACAGGAUCAGGGUGCACGUCUGGAGGCCCUGCUCCUGAAUAUAGUCCAAAGCUGCGUUCAAGUUCUUACAAAGCAUCAACCAGCGAGCCAGGAACUGGAGAUCGAUUACUGGUUCGACUGGGUCCAGGGUCGCCUGCAGGAAUUGCUCUUCAACUACAUGGAUGAUGUGCGCAAUAUUAGCAGUAAAGUGCGACAAAUUGCAUCCGAGCUGGAGGAGUGCAAGCGCUUGGCCAACAUGUUCGAUGACUACUUGGACUAUAUACAAUAGGCGCAAGUUAUCUGAUGAAUAAUAUGUUAUUUAUUUUACUCUGGUAUUAAACUUAUUAUUAUUAAA
Drosophila montana is the source of this 2397-nucleotide messenger RNA. Its product is annotated as nuclear cap-binding protein subunit 1-like. Gene Ontology annotation, molecular function: protein binding; RNA cap binding; mRNA binding. NCBI's taxonomy places the organism in Eukaryota, Metazoa, Arthropoda, Insecta, Diptera, Drosophilidae. The transcript has 3 exons. The record is from RefSeq and is a predicted model, not a curated record. Gene Ontology annotation, cellular component: nuclear cap binding complex; nucleus. Bases 106 to 2331 code for a protein of 741 amino acids. Gene Ontology annotation, biological process: nuclear-transcribed mRNA catabolic process, nonsense-mediated decay; mRNA export from nucleus.